This is a messenger RNA of Gadus morhua (Atlantic cod), 1057 nucleotides long. RefSeq names its product relaxin. The record is from RefSeq and is a predicted model, not a curated record. The transcript is spliced from 2 exons. Bases 618 to 923 code for a protein of 101 amino acids. Gene Ontology annotation, cellular component: extracellular region. NCBI's taxonomy places the organism in Eukaryota, Metazoa, Chordata, Actinopteri, Gadiformes, Gadidae. Gene Ontology annotation, molecular function: G protein-coupled receptor binding; hormone activity.
AUAUCAUGAUAAAUAAUGACUCCUUUAUUAUUUGUGACUCCAACCUAAUAGUCGCGCCUAAAUGUGUUAGAUACAGAAAUAUACGUUUUUUUGGAAAUUGUAUAUAAUGACUUCAUAGAAUUGAAUAUAUGCUCUGAUCAAUUGAAGCAUUAAACAUGCACCCCCUGGUACCAUUCUCAGUAUCGCUGAUUGCUUGUUAAAAUAGUCCACACAAACAUCGCUAUAUUGCUAUGUAAACAGCCAUGACCAUAAUCUGUUGACAGAUAUCAACAGAUAACAGUUAAGGGUAUCACCAUCACUGAAAGUAAUCCAUUAGGAAACACUUUGCUGAAAGCUUUGCAAUAAAGCCCACACAAUCCUCUGCCAUAAACACCAAUUCCCCUCUUUAACAUUUUAGAAAAUGGACUUUUUCACAGCUUCCCAAAAAUGGCCCAGGCAGUCACAUCUGACAAUCCUGAUUACCCCACGCAAGUCCACAUCAUGGGACCUGAGUCUACAGGGUUUACGUACGGGAGUCGCCUGGAAGGCCCAAGUAUGGAGUAUGACAUCACUUCAAACUCUGCAUAAAUACAGCGAGCGUGUGUGUCAGUCAAAGACAACCAUCUGCAGGAGCCAACAUGCGGUGGGCCGUGCUCGUGGCGGUGGCGUUGUGGUGCUGUGUGGCGGAGGUGCGGCUGCAGGACCAGGGGUACACCCUGAGGCUGUGCGGCCGGGAGCUGCUCCGGGCCGUGGUCUACACCUGCGGGGGAUCCCGCUGGAGGAGGCUCUUGGAGACCAGAGACUUUGGUCAUACAUCGCCCAGCCUUCUGGGCAGGAGUGUGGACCCCAAGAGAGGCCUGCAGAAGAGAGACGUGAACCAGUACCUGACCUUCAUGUGCUGUCAGAUAGGCUGUCGGAAGAGUGACCUGUCCAAGCUAUGCUAGGCCGCCGGGACCGUGGACAAGGUCAAAGGUUGACCUCGGUUUGGCCGCACUAAAGCGUGGAAGGCAAAGAUGAUGGGAUCAUCUGCUAUUUACUGUGACUAUGCCGGGAUAAUUAUUAUACUGCAACAAUAAAG